Molecule: messenger RNA, 1503 nt
Organism: Chiroxiphia lanceolata (lance-tailed manakin)
Lineage: Eukaryota; Metazoa; Chordata; Aves; Passeriformes; Pipridae
Exons: 1
Coding region: 1-1503 (500 amino acids)
Source: RefSeq, a predicted model, not a curated record
AUGACACCCCAGGUUGAGCUAUAUGGGGAUUAUUCCCUCCUGAUAGUUAUCCUUGGUUUAGAACUGGUUUUUGUGGGUGCUGUCUUAGGCGUGUUCCUUAGAGCAGUGCAAAAGCAAAAAUCAGCUAUUCAGAAAUCCGUAAGUGAAGUGAUAAAAUCUUUCCAAGAGUCAAUGAGAACUUUGCAGGACCAGCUAGAAAAAGAGGCUAUUCAAAAAUCUACCGGUGAGGUGAUAAGAUCUCUUCAAGAGUCAAUGAAGGCAUUACAGGAGCAAUUAGGAAAAGAACGCCUGCAGUUAACUGCUGAGCGUCAGGCACUCCAAAGAGAGAGAGAGAUUAACUCAUUGCUUCGGUCAGCCCUACAAGAUGAGGAGGAACAAAAUGAAAGGCUUAAAAAGAUACUGGAAAUGAAAAAUUGUGAAUUGCGGGAUAUUAAUUCAAAAUACCUUAAACCGGUAGAUGUUAACAAAUCCCUGUACCCCUCUGGGGAAUUAGAAGAGUUGAAGCAAAGUUACCCAGAGGACGAGGUAAUACAUAUGCGUCCCCUCAUUAAAACCGAAACCACUGGCCAGGGGGCAGAUCGGCAAACUACCACACGAAUUACCCCGUACACGGGGGAAGCACUGGCCAAAAUUCAGGAAAAAUACAGUCGUAAGGCCAGUGAAUCAGAGACUGAAUAUGUGUGGAGAGUAUCCCUUACAGGAGGGGAUCGGAUUUUGUUAAGUGAAGAUGAGGCCAGAGGAUUUUGGGGCCCAGGGGUCUUCCUGACCACAAAUGAUAACCGAGCACCGUGGCCGCUGACCCAGAGAGCUGCCUACUGGGCAGGCGGGUUAGAUCCUAUCGAAAGGGGAGAUCCUCACACAAUUAAAACCCCCACAAUUGGCCACAUUGUCGAAAGCGUACAAAAAGCUGCAUGCCUCCAAUUAAUCCAUACAAGAUUGUUGGACUCGCAGCGGCAUUCCCCUAUGGAACUCGAAGCGGAUCCACAAAGAUUUCCCGCCCUGAUAAGAGGUCUGCCUGAUGCACUAAAAACUCAUGCUAAACAACUACAAGAGCGCAUAAUGACAACCCCCAGGCCCAGAAGAAGGGGUGCUCCACUGGGGAUGACCUGGUUAGAGGUAGCCCAAGAAUUGGUAACUACUGGUCGACAGUUGGGGGUCUCUGAUACAAGUAGUGUUAAGCAAAAAACAGAUAUCAGAAGGGUAGGAGAGAUCCGAAAACCACCUUUGCCAGGUAGUCGUCAGCAAAAUGCGACACCUGGUGAGCGAACAAGGUACAGUUUGUGGGUGGAGGGUAUCGAGAAAGGAAUUCCUCGAGAAGUGAUGGAUAAAUUACCCACAGCUAAUUUGGAACACUUGAUAAAGCAGUGGGAUAAGAUCAAAAAGCAUGAAUCACCCCCUGGGGGCAACCCUCCCCAGGAAUCCAACACUAUGGUUCCCUCAGCCCCACCAGAAAUCAAUUUAACCAAUCCCGAGUUGGGAAACGGGACACACCGCUCCCAGUAA